Molecule: messenger RNA, 839 nt
Organism: Benincasa hispida (wax gourd)
Lineage: Eukaryota; Viridiplantae; Streptophyta; Magnoliopsida; Cucurbitales; Cucurbitaceae
Biological process (GO): stomatal complex development; guard cell differentiation
Source: RefSeq, a predicted model, not a curated record
UUUACACUGUAUAAAAUGCCCACUACAUACUAAAUCAUCUGUCACCAACAUUUCCAACAAACUUUGCAAUCUAUUUUCUCCUCCUUUUGCUUCUACCACUCCUUAUAUCUUUUUGGCUCUUGCAUUAUCAAACAAAGAUGAAAAGUUUCCCACUCGUGGCUCACACAUCUAUACUUUUCGGGAUUUUCUUCAUCAUACUAAUGAAUGGCAGAAGCCUUGAUGCAACAACUCGCUGGGAUCACAUGAGCUUUAAUGCAGAAGAUACUCACAGAGCAGUUGACAAUUCAAGGCACGAGCAGGAAAAAACUGAGGAAGUACUUGGUAUGGAGUUAUACCCUACAGGAUCCAGCCUCCCAGACUGUUCCCAUGCAUGUGGACCAUGUUUUCCGUGCAAAAGGGUGAUGGUGAGCUUCAAAUGCUCUGUUGCAGAGUCUUGUCCAACUGUCUACAAAUGCAUGUGUAAAGGGAAAUAUUAUCACGUACCCUCCAAUUGAGCUUCAAUUCAAUCUGGAGGAAUAUGCACCAAAGAACAAAGCAAAUAAUGAUUUAAUUAGCACUUAGCACUGAGGUGACUAUUAAUAUAUUGAAGACUGAGACUACAUCCUCUGUUGAAUUAGGGUUUAUUUCCUUGUACUGGGAUCAUUCUGUAUGAGAGUAACUGAGACAACUAAUUUUCAAGCACAUGAAGUUUAAUUAGAAAGUUAGAUGUUGGGGUUUUUUUCUACUACAGUCGUGUGCGAUAACAUUUUCAUUGAUAUAUUCUACUUGUAAUGAGAUCUGAUUUAUCCUGUUCCCCACCUUUCUAGGUUUUUAAAGUUGAGAAUAUACAGUUAAAUGGA